AAUAGAAAUAGAAAAGUCCCUAGAGCAGAGGCAAGUUAUUUUCUUCUCCCCAGUUUCGUUAAUUGUUCAGAACUCUGGAGUCAACCUAACAUCCCAAUCAUUCAUUUCAGAAAUCAGAUUCUUGAUUGUAUAAAAAGUGAAGAUAAACUUCAUACUCAAAUGACUCCACCACUAUGUUAUCUAUUGCUCUUCUUCCUUCAAGCAUCAGCCAAUAAGGUUCAUAUCUCUUCUUCUUUUUCAUUUUACUCAUGGAAAUAAAUUGACUGAAGGGAGCAUACCAUGGCAGUUCAUAGUGAAAACGGAAAGGGGAAGUUUACUGCAAUAUUAGUAUGUUGGCUUCUAGGAAAUGGAUGCCUUUUCUCAUGGAACAGUAUGUUAACACUUCAAGAUUACUUUGUUAACGUGUUCCCGAAUUACCAUCCAGCGAGGGUACUUACCCUAGUUUAUCAACCUUUUGCACUUGGAACACUUGCAAUUCUGACAUACUAUGAAGCAAAGAUAAACACAAGAAGAAGGAAUUUACUCGGUUAUUUCCUUUUCUUCAUGAGCUCCUUAGUGGUUGUAGUUUUGGACUUGGCUACAUCAGGGAGAGGGGGGAUUGGGACGUACAUUGGUAUAUGUAUAACCAGCUGUGUUUUUGGAGUUGCAGAUGCUCAUGUUCAAGGUGGAAUGGUUGGAGAUCUAUCCUUUAUGUGCCCUGAAUUCAUGCAGUCUUUCUUGGCUGGUAUGGCUGCAUCCGGUGCUUUAACUUCUGCAUUGAGAUUAAUUACAAAAGCAGCUUUUGAAAAUUCACAAAAUGGACUUCGCAAGGGUGCAAUGUUGUUCUUAGGUAUCUCCGUAGUAUUUGAGCUACUAUGUGUACUUCUUUAUGCAUAUGUCUUCCCCAAGUUGCCUAUUGUUAAGCACUACCGUGCCAAAGCAGCCUCAGAAGGGUCUAAAACUGUUUCUGCUGAUCUUGCUGCCGGUGGAAUGAAAACAUUAAGCGGCGAACAAGCUUUGGAUUUUUUGCAGGCUGCAGAAGAGGAUCCCAAGAAUAUGGAACGCCUAACCAACAAACAGUUACUUUUUCAAAACAUGGACUACGCAAUCACAAUGUUUCUAAUAUAUGUGUUGACAUUAUCAAUUUUUCCUGGGUUCUUAAGUGAAGAUACCGGAAAGCACAGCUUGGGCGCAUGGUAUGCACUUGUUUUGAUUGCGAUGUACAACGUGUGGGAUCUAAUUGGAAGAUAUAUUCCUCUACUGAAGUGUUUAAAGUUGAAAUCGCGGAAGGGUCUCAUCGUUGUCUCUCUUUCUCGUUUCUUACUUAUCCCAUGUUUCUACUUCACAGCCAAGUAUGGAGAUCAAGGCUAUAUGAUCUUGUUGACCUCCUUUUUAGGUUUAAGUAAUGGUUAUCUCACUGUUUGCGUUCUAACCGCAGCUCCAGAAGGUUACAAGGGACCUGAGCAAAAUGCAUUAGGGAAUUUGCUUGUGUUAUUUCUAGCCGGGGGCUUAUUUGCUGGGGUAACACUCGAUUGGUUAUGGCUCAUUGGUAAAGGCUGGUGAGCUCUUGUAAAAACAUCAUUCGAAGAAGCCGGACAGGGAAAUUUGUUACAAUGUUAUAGAUUGAUUUGAGUCGGAAGGUUGUAAACUUGGUUUUCCAUUACCACGUGUACCAUACCGAUGUCGUAAACUUACAGUUGUGACUUGUUAAUGGUUAUUCUCUUUUUAAGUUGCAGGCAGAUUUGUUUUA
Messenger RNA from Papaver somniferum (opium poppy), 1729 nucleotides. Its product is annotated as equilibrative nucleotide transporter 3-like. Gene Ontology annotation, cellular component: plasma membrane. NCBI's taxonomy places the organism in Eukaryota, Viridiplantae, Streptophyta, Magnoliopsida, Ranunculales, Papaveraceae. The record is from RefSeq and is a predicted model, not a curated record. Bases 280 to 1542 code for a protein of 420 amino acids. The transcript has 10 exons. Gene Ontology annotation, molecular function: nucleoside transmembrane transporter activity. Gene Ontology annotation, biological process: nucleoside transmembrane transport.